This is a messenger RNA of Thelazia callipaeda (thelaziosis nematode), 885 nucleotides long. The record is from the annotation of a GenBank genome assembly. NCBI's taxonomy places the organism in Eukaryota, Metazoa, Nematoda, Chromadorea, Rhabditida, Thelaziidae.
AUGUUAUUAACAGCAGUUAUAGUGAAUGCGACAAAAGGACGUGGGAAACGGCAAAUUGAAGACCCAUCAUUUUUGGAAGCAAAUCGAAUAUUCACAAAACUUGAUAACACUGCUGCUAGUAUGAUAACGACUGAGGCAAUUUAUGAACUGAACAAUAUGAAUGUGUUUGUCAUUUUUUUUUGUCAUAACGUUGCCACCAAGUUAGCAUGCUUGAGAUACGUUGCUGAUACCAUUCAUAUUAUCAAUGACCACAUCGAUAAUGGGAGCAUAAUAUGGAUUUUUAUGCUGAUUAUUUAUUGGAUGCUUAUGCCUGUAUUCAUUUGGGUUGCAAUUAUUUUAUUUAUGUGGAAAAAUCUUCGGUCACAUUGGAGCAAAAUUAUUGUUCCUAUGGCAGUAGCAAAACAUUGUGAGGCAAGUGGCAAUUUGCUGAAUGAUAGAAAUGAAAUUGUUACAAUGCCUGCAUGGGAUGGUUUGUUAAAUUUUAUUGCUUCAAUGAAAGAAAUAAUUUCUAGCAAUAUAUAAGGACUUCAAAGUUCAACUAGACAAAAAAAAACGAGGUUGAAUAUUCCAGGAGUUUUGGAAGCUCGUUUUGAGCAGACUACUCAAUCAGAACAUGACCAGAUUGUAUGGCCAGAAGACGAAAUGAUUGAAGAAGAAGAAGAAAGAGACAGAAAUGAAAAAGCAGAACAAAAAGAUGGCAAAAAAACGAAGAAGAAUGAAAAAAAGAACAUAGAAAAGGAGAAAGAUACAAAUAAGGGGAAAGGCAAAAAGAAGGGAGCAAAAACAAAAAAAUGUAUCUUCUUAAAGAUAACAAUGCUGGUAAUGGGUAAUGAAUCGUCAAUGCAUUCAUUAUUAGUGGUGAAAUUGAUGAAUGUUUUAUUCUGA